AUGGGCGAGUCCACGUUGAGCGGAGAGAAGCUUCCGGCAAAGGAACCUCGUCUCCAGGAGCAGUACAGCACAGAUGACCAUGCUGUGGGUGAGAUCCUCCCUUUCGAAGCAGACGACUCUCCAUACCCCGAGGUGCGCGCUGUCGUCCAGCCAGUGGACGAUGUGACUCUGCCCGUCAAUACGGUGCGCAUGUGGGUUAUUGGAAUCCUGUUCACCAUAGUCGGCAGUGGGCUGAACCAGUUCUUCAGUCUGCGACAACCCAGCGUCACCAUCAGCUCCCUCGUGGCUCAGCUCCUGGCUUAUCCCGUGGGCUGUGCGUGGGCGCAAUGGAUGCCCCUGGGAGUGCUUAAUGUGGACCGUCGCUUCAACAUCAAGGAGCAUGCCUUGAUCACCAUUAUGGCCAACGUCGCCUUUGGGUCCGCUGCGGCCACGCAGAUUAUCGAGGCUAUGGUCAAGUUCUAUAACCUGCCCUCCAAGGGAGGAUUUGAGGUCCUCUUGACCAUCAGCACGCAGCUGUUUGGAUUUGGCCUGGCGGGGAUAGCCUCGCGCUGGCUUGUAGGACCGGCGUCGAUGAUAUGGCCUCUGGUUCUGUCCAAUGCAGCUCUCCUUUCUACUCUGCAUUCGCGCGUGAAUGCCAGUGCGGAUGGCUGGCGCAUUUCCCGGUUGCGUUUCUUCCUGAUCGUUUUCGUCGGCGGCACCGCGUGGUAUUUCGUGCCUGGAUUUUUGUUUACCGGUCUCAGCACAUUCAGCUUCAUCUGCUGGAUUGUGCCGAACAAUGUGGUUGUCAACCAACUAUUCGGCCAAGUCACCGGGCUGGGGAUGUCGUUUCUCACCUUCGACUGGGCACAGGUCGUCUAUGCGAACCAAAGCCCGCUUCUUGUUCCGUUCUGGGCUGGGUUGAAUGUCAUCGGGUCGUUUGCUCUCUUCUUCUGGCUCAUCUGUCCCAUCCUCUACUAUACCAACACCUGGUAUUCGGCGUAUCUCCCCCUGAUGAACUCGAAUACCUUUGACAACACAGGCCAUACGUACAACACCAGCCGCAUCAUGAAUGCCGAUGGGACCGUCAAUCAAGCCGCGUACCGGGAGUACUCGCCCAUGUUCAUCCCCGCCGGGUACGCAAUGACUUACGGGGUGGCCUUUGCCAAUCUGACCGGUAUCUUCGUCCAUGUCGCGCUGUACCACGGGAAGGACCUCUGGCUGCAGUGGAAGGGGUCGGAUAAGAAGGACAUCCACGCACGGCUGAUGACUGCCUACCGCGGCGUGCCGUGGUGGUGGUUCGCCUCGAUCACGGUAUUGAUGUUUGGGCUGAGCAUCGUCACCAACGAGGUCUGGCAUACGGAUCUACCGGUGUGGGCUGUUCUACUGUCUUAUGUGCUGCCUAUGGUCUAUUUCCUGCCGAUAGGUGUCAUCAAAGCAGUGACGAAUAUCAGUACGAACCAACUGAAUCUGGUCACGGAGUUUAUCGGUGGCUACACGUUUCUGGGGAAGCCGAUUGCCAACAUGAUGUUCAAGUUUUCGGGCUAUGUUGCUGUGUCUCAGGGACUCGAAUUCGUGGCCGACAUGAAACUGGCACAUUAUCUCCACAUCCCCCCUCGCACACUCUUCUUCGCACAGGGGAUCGCAACACUGGUCGGGGCCAUAGUCCAGUGCGGCGUGACCGUCUUUAUGAUAACGGAGAUCGACAAUGUCUGCACGCCUGAGGCCAGCGGAGGCUUUACGUGCCCCCAUGGCCGAGUAACAUACUCUUCAUCCUUGAUCUGGGGUGCCCUGGGACCCGGUCGAAGCUUUUCCCCCGGCCAACUGUACGGUAAACUUCUCUGGUUCUUCCUCGCGGGACCGCUGGCGGUGCUGGUUACGUACCUCCUCGGCCGCCGGUGGAAGGUUCUGAACUACAUCUCCUGGCCCGUGGCAUUCGGGGCCAUGAGUCUCGUUCCUCCCGCUACGGGCGUUAGUUUCUCGUCAUGGUGGGUGGUGAAUAUGAUAUUCAAUGGGAUCCUUCGACGGCGGAAGGCAGCAUGGUGGGCUAAAUACAAUUAUGUUCUCUCAGCUGCUCUCGACUCAGGCGUCGCUGUCGCUACCGUGAUCAUCUUUCUCUGUAUUAUUCUCCCGGGAGGAAAGCUGGAUUGGUGGGGAAAUACUAUCUACUCCAAUACCGCUGAUGGGAAGGGGACGCCGUAUAUGAAACCACCGGCGGCUGGGUAUUUUGGGCCGGCCAAGGGUAGUUGGGAAUGA
This is a messenger RNA of Monascus purpureus, 2232 nucleotides long. The record is from the annotation of a GenBank genome assembly. NCBI's taxonomy places the organism in Eukaryota, Fungi, Ascomycota, Eurotiomycetes, Eurotiales, Aspergillaceae.